Cyprinodon variegatus (sheepshead minnow) is the source of this 2015-nucleotide messenger RNA. RefSeq names its product E3 ubiquitin/ISG15 ligase TRIM25-like. Gene Ontology annotation, molecular function: zinc ion binding; protein binding. Lineage: Eukaryota; Metazoa; Chordata; Actinopteri; Cyprinodontiformes; Cyprinodontidae. Bases 6 to 1679 code for a protein of 557 amino acids. The transcript has 6 exons. The record is from RefSeq and is a predicted model, not a curated record.
GGAAAAUGGCUCACAGUGCUGACCUCUUGGAUUGCUCCAUUUGUCUACAGUUACUGGAUCAGCCUGUGACUACAGCCUGUGGACACAGCUACUGCAUGGAAUGUAUAAACACUUUCUGGGAUUCGGGACCUAACACUGAAGGAACAUACAGCUGCCCUCAGUGCCGGACAACCUUUAGCCCAAAGCCUGUUCUCCAGAGGAACACAGUCUUGGCUAACCUGUUGGAUGAGCACAAGAAGAAGAGCAAACAAAGUGCUGCAGCUGACCCACGGGAUGCUUUAUCACCUGGGGAUGUACCAUGUGAUUCUUGCUCUGAGAUUAAAAGGAAAGCUCAAAUGUAUUGCCUCAUGUGUUUAGCCUCUUUCUGUGAGACACAUCUGCAGCCUCAUCUCCAGGUACCUGUUCUGAUGAAGCACAAAUUGAUCCAGGCCUCUGCAAGAAUCAAAGAAAGCAUCUGCUCUCGUCAUGACAGACGAUUUGAAAUUUACUGUCGCACGGAUGAGCAGCUGUUGUGUCCACUUUGUGUGGUGCAGCACAAGAAUCAUGACAUUGUGGAAGUCACAACAGAAGUUAACUGGAAGCAGGAGCAACUGAAAAAGACCAGAGACGAGAUAGCAACUAGAACUCUUUUUUGCCAGCAUGAAAUAGGACAGCUGAAGCAAGCAGCUAAAUCUAUUCAAGAUGCUUUUUGGGAGGUGAGCGAUAACUUUGAGCAGCAGUGCACCGAACAUAUUCGUUUGUAUGUCCACUAUCUGGAGAGGAAAUGUGUCGAAGUAAGAGAAGAAGUUAAAGCGGUAGAGAAAACUGGAGUGGAUUGGACUGUAAAUCACAUUGGACAACUGGAACGUGAAGUCCACAAACUGAAGGGAAUUGGCCAUAAUCUCCGUCAACUUGCACAAACAGAUGAACCCAUUCAAUUUCUUCAGGAUUUUCAGGCCCUGGGUGGCCUCCCUGUGAUUUCAUGUGCCAAUAAAGGACCAGUGUCUCUGGCAGAGUUUGUUUCUGCAAAAAAGGACCAAAUGAAACGCAUGUGUGACAAGGAGAAUGCCCAGUUAUUUGGACAUUUAAAAGAUAACACAAUAAUGAGUGUUCCCAGGAGGCCUUAUAUUGGUUUAAGAUCAAGACAAGACAUGUUGUGCAUGCGUCAAUAUCUUGCCCCUGAGCUGGAUCCUAACACAGUGCAUGCAUGUCUCUACAUGACAAACACCAAGAGAGAACUAUCGUGGGGAAUAACAGGCCAAGCUCAUCCUGAUCACCCAGACAGAUUCACUACGUUUUACCAAUCGAUGUGCAAAAAAGGCCUUAAAGGAAACCACUACUGGGAGGUGGAGUGGGACGGUGGCGUCAUCGAGGUUGCUGUGUCAUAUAAAGGCAUCCAAAGGAAAGGAAAUGACAACGGCUGCUGCUUUGGCCACAACAAGCUGUCUUGGAAAAUUAUCUGCUAUCCUUCCAGUUGUACUUUUUGGCACAACAAUCUUCACAAAAGUCUUAUUCCUCCAGCUCAGUCUCGCAGAGUCGGAGUUCACCUCCAGUAUGCUGAAGGAAAACUGAGCUUCUACAGCGUUUCAUCCUCUGGUAGCCUCAGCCUGUUGCACCAAGUCCAGACAACCUUUACUGAACCGCUAUACCCUGGAUUUACAGUAGAUUUAGGGGCAUUUCUCAAAAUAUGCACCCUCUAAACAUUUUUUUUUUUUACUGUUUUCUGUUUUUUACAGAGAACUAUCUUGGGAAAAUGGUAUUCAACUAUUCCCUCCAGUUAGAUAAACAGAGAUUGAUGGAUUUCAUUCAGUCUGUCCAGUCAGAACAGGCCAUGGUAUUCAGGCCUGUUCUGACUGGACAGAGAUUUUUCUCCCCAAUUAACCCAGCAGAAAAGCUGUGAGGGUCUCCACACCUCUCUACCCAAAGCAAAAAGACAGACAGAUUGGAGAAAGAGUCUAAAUGUUUUGAGAACUGCUUCACAUUAUGGCCAUACCCUCCAUGUUGUGGUCUUGGAGCUCUUAGGCCCAAUGAAUAAA